AUGCCUUAUAACAUUGCUAUGGUCAGUGAUUUCUUCUUUCCUCAAUCAGGGGGAAUCGAGAGUCACAUCUACCAAUUGUCCUCCAAAUUAAUCGAUCGUGGACACAAAGUGAUCAUCAUCACUCACGCAUACAAAGGCCGGACAGGGGUGCGCUACCUCACCAAUGGCUUAAAGAUCUACCAUGUCCCCUUCUUCGUCGUUUACCGCGAGACGACUUUCCCUACCGUCUUUUCAUUCUUUCCCAUCUUCCGCAACAUUGUUAUUCGGGAACAAAUUGAGAUUGUCCACGGCCAUGCCAGUCUCAGUAGCUUCUGUGGAGAAGCUAUUCUUCAUGCGCGGACAAUGGGUCUGCGAACUGUCUUUACAGACCACUCUCUCUUUGGAUUUGCCGAUGCAGCUUCAAUCCUUACCAACAAGUUACUCAAGUUUACUCUCAGCGAUGUCGAUCAUGCGAUCUGCGUCAGCCAUACAUGUUCUUCGAGCCUCAUUAGAUCCUUUGAUGGUAUCCGUCAUUCCCAAUGCCGUCGUUGCAGAGAAUUUCCGUCCAUUAUCAUACACCCCCGAGCCCUCGACCAAAUCCCAACCUCCCCCGCCGAUACACGACUUUCCCCAACACCAAUUGGGCCCGACGACACCAUUACGAUCGUGGUGAUCUCCCGUCUCUUCUACAACAAGGGCACAGAUCUUUUGAUCGCGGCGAUUCCGCGAAUUCUUGCUUCCAACCCGAACACACGCUUCAUCAUUGCGGGCUCCGGGCCCAAGGCGAUCGACCUAGAACAGAUGCUGGAACGGAAUGUGCUCCAGGAUAAAGUUGAAAUGCUUGGCUCGGUUAGACACGAAGAGGUGCGAGAUGUUAUGGUUCGAGGCCAUAUUUAUCUUCAUCCCAGUUUGACAGAGGCAUUCGGUACGGUUAUUGUCGAAGCCGCGAGCUGCGGGUUGUAUGUGGUUUGCACCAGAGUUGGUGGUAUUCCCGAGGUUCUACCCCAACACAUGACCACGUUCGCUAAACCAGAGGAGGAUGAUCUGGUUGUUGCAACCAGCAAGGCUAUCGCCGCUUUGCGCUCGAACAAAGUGCGAACAGACCGUUUCCAUGAUCAGGUCAAGAUGAUGUACUCUUGGCGAGACGUGGCUCAGCGCACUGAGCGGGUCUACCAAGGCAUUACCGGCGAUAUCAGCCCGGAAGAGUUCUACGGCUACUACCCUGGUCAGGGGUGGGAAGCCAGUGGAGAUCGAGUACGCAGCUUCGCACUGAUUGACCGUUUGAAACGGUACUACGGCUGCGGUGUCUGGGCAGGCAAAUUGUUUUGUCUAUGCGUGGUCAUUGACUUUUUGAUUUAUGUCUUCCUCGAGAUGUGGUUUCCCCGGGCGAACAUCGACAUUGCCAGAAGCUGGCCAAAGAAAAAGCCAGCAGAAAAAUCUCGUGUAUCGACUACCGCCCAGAGUAGUCGGUGA
Messenger RNA from Penicillium atrosanguineum, 1452 nucleotides. Its product is annotated as phosphatidylinositol N-acetylglucosaminyltransferase subunit A/GPI3. Gene Ontology annotation, cellular component: glycosylphosphatidylinositol-N-acetylglucosaminyltransferase (GPI-GnT) complex. Bases 1 to 1452 code for a protein of 483 amino acids. Gene Ontology annotation, biological process: GPI anchor biosynthetic process. The record is from RefSeq and is a predicted model, not a curated record. The transcript has 5 exons. Gene Ontology annotation, molecular function: phosphatidylinositol N-acetylglucosaminyltransferase activity. Lineage: Eukaryota; Fungi; Ascomycota; Eurotiomycetes; Eurotiales; Aspergillaceae.